This is a messenger RNA of Microthlaspi erraticum, 2151 nucleotides long. The record is from the annotation of a GenBank genome assembly. NCBI's taxonomy places the organism in Eukaryota, Viridiplantae, Streptophyta, Magnoliopsida, Brassicales, Brassicaceae.
AUGUUGGCCUCGCUGAUCAUCUUCAUUGCUCUUCUCUGCAACUACGUCCCCAAUGCGACUGUCUACGCCUUAAACGACGAGGGAUUCGCGCUCUUGACGUUCAAGCAGAGCGUGCACGACGACCCCACGGGUUCUCUGAGCAAUUGGAACUCAUCGGACGACGAUGCCUGCUCGUGGAACGGCGUUACCUGCAAAGAACUCAGGGUGGUCUCUCUAAGCAUCCCAAGGAAGAACCUUUACGGCUCUCUCCCUUCUUCUCUAGGGUUUCUCUCCAGUCUCCGUCACUUGAAUCUCCGGAGCAAUAGGUUUUACGGGUCGUUGCCUUUUCAGCUUUUCGAGCUUCAGGGACUCCAAAGUUUAGUCCUUUACGGCAAUUCCUUCGACGGGUCGGUCUCCGGCGAGAUCGGCAGGCUCAAGCUUCUUCAGACCUUAGAUUUGUCGCAGAAUCAUUUCGCCGGCUCGUUGCCGCCGUCGAUUCUGCAAUGCAACAGGCUGAGAACUCUCGACGUCAGCCGAAACAACUUCUCAGGCUCAUUGCCUCAUGGGUUUGGCUCAGCGUUCGUCUCUCUGGAGAGACUCGACCUCGCCUUCAACCAAUUCAACGGUUCGAUUCCCGGCGACAUCGGAAACCUCUCUAACCUCCAAGGAACCGCUGAUUUCUCUCAUAAUCGCUUUUCCGGCUCGAUCCCGCCUGCUCUCGGUGACCUGCCUGAGAAGGUUUACAUCGAUCUCACUUUCAAUAACCUCUCCGGUCCGAUUCCUCAAACCGGUGCUCUGAUGAACAGAGGACCAACGGCGUUUAUCGGCAACACAGGGCUAUGCGGACCUCCGUUGAAGGACAUUUGCCCAGGAGAUGAGCUCGGCCUUAACGCCUCUUACCCUUUUAUCCCAAGCAACAACCCAACCAACGACUCCGAUAGUAGCUCCGAAACGAAACAGAGAUCAAGCGGUUUGGGCAAGAAAGCCGUCAUUGCCAUUGUUCUUUGCGAUGUUAUCGGGAUCUUCUUCGUGGGUUUGCUUUUCACUUACUGCUACUCAAAGCUCUGCGGUGGUGGUAGCAGCGAGAACCAGUUGAAAGAAUCCAAGAAAAGGGCUGCUGCUGCGGAGUGUCUGUGUUUCCGGAGAGACGACUCGGAGACGCAAUCGGAGAACGUGGAGCACUGCGACAUUGUGGCGCUUGACGCUCAGGUAGCGUUUAACCUGGAUGAGCUGCUAAAGGCGUCGGCUUUCGUUCUCGGGAAGAGCGGAAUCGGCAUUGUGUACAAAGUGGUUCUAGAGAACGGCCUCACACUCGCCGUCCGGAGGUUAGGCGAAGGAGGGUCUCAGAGAUUCAAGGAGUUUCAGACGGAAGUUGAAGCCAUAGGGAAACUUAGACAUCCCAACAUUGCUAGUCUUCGAGCUUAUUAUUGGUCUGUUGAUGAGAAGCUUCUCAUCUACGACUAUGUUUCCAACGGUAACCUCGCAACCGCCCUCCACGGCAAGCCAGGGAUGAUGGUGAAUGUAGCUCCGUUGACAUGGUCGGAACGGCUGAGGAUAGUGAAAGGGAUAGCGACAGGGCUAGUGUAUCUGCACGAGUUUAGUCCAAAGAAAUACGUCCAUGGAGAUCUCAAGCCAAGCAACAUUCUCAUCGGACAGGACAUGGAGCCUAAGAUCUCUGAUUUCGGACUAGCAAGGUUGGCUAACAUCGCUGGAGGAUCUUCUCCGACGGUACAGUCAAACAGAAUCAUCCAGACGGAAGAGAGGCAGCAGCAACACCAUCACAAGAGCGUGUCUUCGGAGUUCACAGCUCACUCUUCCUCUGGCUCAUACUAUCAGGCACCGGAGAGUCUUAAGAUGGUAAAGCCGUCUCAGAAGUGGGAUGUAUACUCUUAUGGAGUCAUUUUACUGGAACUGAUUGCGGGUAGGUGUCCGGUAGUGGAGGUUGGGACAUCGGAAACGGAUCUUGUUCGGUGGGUACAGUUGUGCAUUGAGGAGAAGAAACCAUUGUGUGAUGUUCUUGAUCCUUGUUUAGCUCCUGAGGCAGAUAAGGAAGACGAGAUCGUCGCUGUUCUUAAGAUUGCAAUCACUUGUGUGAAUAGCAAUCCUGAGAAAAGGCCUACUAUGAGACACGUUUCCGAUUCUCUCGACAGAUUACCAGUGGCUGGCGAUUGA